GAAGAAUCUUAAAUCGUUUCUCCAAAGAUAUUGGCCACCUGGAUGACUUACUUCCGUUGACAUUUUUGGACUUCGUGCAGACUCUCCUACAGAUUUUUGGUGUGGUGGCUGUGGCUGUGGCUGUGAUUCCUUGGAUACUCAUCCCCUUAAUUCCACUAUUUAUUCUUUUCAUUUUUCUUCGACGAUAUUUCUUAGACACUUCAAGAGAUAUUAAACGUCUAGAAUCCACAACUCGAAGUCCAGUGUUCUCCCACUUGUCGUCAUCCCUCCAGGGACUUUGGACUAUUCGGGCUUUGAAAGCAGAGGAAAGAUUUCAAAAAUUAUUUGAUGCACACCAAGACCUCCACUCAGAGGCCUGGUUUCUAUUUUUGACGACCUCGAGGUGGUUUGCUGUGCGUCUGGAUGCCAUCUGUGCCAUUUUUGUUAUAGUGGUUGCUUUUGGUUCCCUGCUUCUCGCCAAGACUUUGAAUGCGGGGCAGGUUGGUUUGGCACUCUCCUAUGCAAUCACCCUCAUGGGAACAUUCCAGUGGGGUGUUAGACAAAGUGCUGAAGUUGAAAACCUGAUGAUAUCAGUAGAAAGAGUAAUGGAAUACACAGAACUUGAAAAAGAAGCUUCUUGGGAGACCAACAAGCAUCCACCACCUGAAUGGCCAAGCCAAGGAAUGAUAGCAUUUGAAAAUGUUAACUUCACUUACAGUGUAGAUGGACCUUUGGUGUUAAGACACUUGUCUGUUUUAAUUAAACCAAAAGAGAAGGUUGGAAUAGUGGGAAGAACUGGAGCUGGGAAAAGCUCUCUGAUAGCAGCCCUCUUUCGCUUGGCGGAACCUGAAGGAAGGAUUUGGAUUGAUAAGUACUUGACGUCAGAGCUAGGACUCCAUGACUUGCGGAAGAAAAUUUCAAUUAUACCUCAGGAGCCUGUUUUAUUCACUGGAACUAUGAGGAAAAACUUAGAUCCUUUCAAUGAAUACACCGAUGAAGAGCUGUGGAAUGCCUUGGAAGAGGUGCAACUGAAGGAGGUUGUGGAAGAUCUACCUAAUAAAAUGGAGACGCAGCUGGCAGAAUCUGGGUCUAAUUUUAGUGUUGGUCAGAGACA
Molecule: messenger RNA, 1093 nt
Organism: Phaethon lepturus (White-tailed tropicbird)
Lineage: Eukaryota; Metazoa; Chordata; Aves; Phaethontiformes; Phaethontidae
Product: multidrug resistance-associated protein 4-like
Exons: 9
Biological process (GO): transmembrane transport
Cellular component (GO): plasma membrane
Molecular function (GO): ATP hydrolysis activity; ABC-type transporter activity; ATP binding
Source: RefSeq, a predicted model, not a curated record